Messenger RNA from Camellia sinensis, 1336 nucleotides. Lineage: Eukaryota; Viridiplantae; Streptophyta; Magnoliopsida; Ericales; Theaceae. The record is from RefSeq and is a predicted model, not a curated record.
ACUUUGCCACUACUUUCCUUGCAUUGCAUAGUAUUUAUGAGCAUAUGCAUGAUUUGCAAGCUUUGGUGACAAGUAAGGAGUUUGCAAGUUCAAGGUUUGCCAAAGAGAAGAAAGGAAAGGAUGCCAUUGAUAUCAUUUUAGAUAAACAAUUUUGGAAGGAUUGCUUCAUCAUUGUUAAGAUUGUUGAGCCACUUAUGCGUCAUUUGCGUAUUGUUGAUGGAGAUGACAAACUGUCCAUGGGAUAUGUUUAUGAAGGCAUGUAUAGGGCAAUCAAAGGUAUUAAAGAUAUUUUCAAGAGAAAUAAGAGGUUGUAUAGGCCUUACACAACAAUCAUUAAAACUCGUUGGGAUAAUCAAUUGCGGAAGAAUAUACAUGCGGCAGCUUAUUGGUUGAACCUAGCUUUUCAAUAUGAUCAAGCUUCAUUUUGCAAAAAGCCAGAGGUUAUGAAUAGUGUACUUGAUGUGAUUGAAACUAAAGCCACAUCAAGUAAAACGAAGCUCAUGAAUGAACUUAGAUUGUUUCGAGAUCGACAAGAUAGUUUUGGAAGAGAGCUUGCCAUUACUACAUCUAAGAAAACACAACCUGAUGAAUGGUGGAAGAUGUUUGGACACAGUGCUCCAAAUUUGCAAAAGUUAGCCAUUCGAAUUCUUAGUCAAACUAGCAGCUCUUCUGGGUGUGAAAGGAAUUGGAGCGUCUUUGAACGCAUACAUACAAAGAAGAGGAAUAGACUAGAACAUCAUAGGCUUAAUGAUCUCGUGUAUGUUCAUUACAACUUGCGAUUGAAGAAUAGGAAGUAUUACAAAACAAGGAAUUAUGAUCCCAUUGACAUUGAAAGCAUUGACAAAACCGAGUUUUGGAUUAUUGAAGAAGAAAGACUAGAACAAGAGGAGCCUCCAUUGCUUGAUUAUGAUGAGCUUGAAAAAAUUCUUUAUGAAGAAGAUGAGCCUCCACGAUAUAAGAAGCAAUGUCAUGGUCUACGAGAUGAUGAUGUUGAGGAUGAUAUGGAGGUAGAACUUCUUGGAGAUGAUAUCGACUUGGGAUCUUUUGGUGACGUGAACAUUGAUAAUAGAUCAAACAAUCCGAGCUCUAGUGCAAAUGGGAAUGAGAAUGAUGAUGAUGAUUGGCUAAAUUAUCGUCCCUAGGAGAUUUAGGAAAAAAUCGAAGAUUGUUUGUGAUGUUAUGUUGUGUUGUCUGUAAACUUUGGACUUAGUUUUGUCUUUUUUGUAACUUAUGUCUUAUGGACUUAUGUCCUAUGGAUUGCUUUAGUUGGAUGCUUUCAUAAUUUUUAUUGCUAUGAUUGUUGUUUUUAAUGGCUAAAUUUUCAUCUUUAAUUUUA